This is a messenger RNA of Archocentrus centrarchus (flier cichlid), 3493 nucleotides long. Its product is annotated as sorting nexin-14. Gene Ontology annotation, cellular component: late endosome. Bases 309 to 3278 code for a protein of 989 amino acids. The record is from RefSeq and is a predicted model, not a curated record. Gene Ontology annotation, biological process: autophagosome maturation. Lineage: Eukaryota; Metazoa; Chordata; Actinopteri; Cichliformes; Cichlidae. The transcript is spliced from 31 exons. Gene Ontology annotation, molecular function: phosphatidylinositol-3,5-bisphosphate binding.
GCUGCUCCUCAAUGGAUAACUGUGCCAGUGAGAGGACCGCGGCCAUUAACCAAACAGCAGCCUAUCAGAGUUUCAGGACAGUCCGUGCACAAAUGAUGCUGUGUAAUUACCACUAAUCCUGCUGUCGCUCACAGCUGUACGCGGCUCUCCGCCUAUCCUGCGCUGGUGCUCCAAAUAGGCAACCUGCUUAUAUUUUUUUCUGCAAAAUCAUUAUGGUGUCGCUCGUGAACCACAGUGAAAAAUGGCCCAUAACGUCCGCCGUACACUUACAUAAUAAUAUGCAAUAGGCUGGAUGUUCACAAACGAAGAUGGGAUGCAUCCGGGCUUAUCUGCAUAAAAUAAGACGCAGGAUGAAGCUGGACCGGCUCAGAGAGCUUGGCCGACAGUAUCCAGUCUUCUGCUUUCUGCUGCUGGUCCUGCUUCUGUCCACUGUGCUUUUAAACAGAUAUAUUCACAUUAUAAUGGUGUUCUGGUCCUUCCUGGCUGGAGUUGUUACUUUCUACUGUUCACUGGGGCCGGAGUCUCUGCUGCCUAACAUCUUAGUAUCCAUUAAACCAAAAACUAAGUCAUACGAGCAGGAGCUGUUUCCACUGGGCCACAGCUGUGCUGUUUGUGGAAAAAUCAAGUGCAAAAGGCACAGACCAACUCUGUUACUGGAAAACUAUCAGCCGUGGCUUGAUUUGAAAAUUCCUUCUAAAGUGGAUGCCUCUCUUUCAGAGAUUCUAGAGCUUGUUCUGGAAAAUUUUGUAUAUCCUUGGUAUAGAGACAUCACAGAUGACGAGGCAUUUGUCGACGAGCUGAGAGUGACCUUGCGUUUCUUUGCAGCCGUGCUGAUUCGUCGGACCCAGAAGGUGGAUGUGGCAUCCCUCAUCACAAAAAAGCUCCUUAAAGUUUCCAUGAAGCACAUUGAAAUUAUUAGCAAAGCAAGGCAGAAGGUAAAGAACACAGAGUAUCUCCAACAAGCUGCCCUGGAGGAAUAUGGCCCUGAUCUCCACAUGGCUCUUCGCAAUCGUAGAGAUGAGUUGCUCUACCUAAGGAAGCUGACUGAGGUGCUUUUCCCCUACAUCUUGCCACCCAAGGCUACAGACUGCAGAUCUCUUACUCUCCUGAUAAGAGAAGUUUUGGCUGGUUCUGUCUUCCUUCCUUCAAUGGACUACUUGGCUGAUCCUGACACAGUGAAUCAUUUAAUUUUGAUAUUUAUUGACAACUCCCCUCCCGAAGAAGCCACAGAGCCCACUUCAGCACUGGUUCCUUUCCUACAGAAGUACUCUGAUCCUCGCAACAAAAAGCCCUCAGUGCUGAAGCUGGAGUUGAAGGAAAUUCGAGAACAGCAGGACCUUCUCUUUCGUUUUAUGAAUUUCCUAAAGCAAGAAGGAGCUGUCCAUGUCCUCCAGUUCUGUCUUGCAGUUGAGGAAUUCAACGACAGGAUUCUGUGCCCAGAGCUGUCUGAUUCAGAGAAGAUGAUGCUCCACAAGGAGGUGAAGAAGAUCUACGAGACCUACUGUUUGGACGAGAGUGUUGACAAGAUCCGUUUUGACCCCUUUAUAGUGGAGGAAAUACGCAACAUUGCUGAGGGUCCAUAUGGUGACGUGGUGAAACUGCAGACCAUGAGGUGCUUGUUUGAAGCCUAUGAGCACGUCCUCUCUCUUCUGGAAAAUGUUUUCACCCCCAUGUUCUGUCACAGUGAUGAGUACUUUCGGCAGCUUCUCAGAGGGGCCGAGUCCCCUGCCAGGAAUUCCAAAAUGAGCAGAAAUAGCCUCAGUUUGGAUGACAUUCGUUCCUGGGACUGGAGCCCCGAGUCCCCGUCCUCACUGUUCACCGCCUCUGGCAGCUCUUCACCUGCAUCUUUUAACUCCCUCCAUGCCCAGUCCACGUUCACAAACUUCCCAUAUGGCUCGCUAUCCCACCGCCACUCAUCACCCAAGAGUACGUCUAAGAGGGGUGAGUCCUUUGGGAUCAGCCGCAUUGGCAGUAAGAUCAAAGGAGUGUUCAAGAGCACAACGUUGGAGGGAGCGAUGCUGCCAUCCUAUGGGCUGGUAGAGGGAGAGGAUGAUAUGGUGGAGGAAGCCAUGAUGGUGCUGGAGGAUGACUCCCCGAUGGAGGCAGCCUCCACCCCGAGCACCCCGCGCAACCUCUCAGCCUGGAACAUCACGAUCCCAUACAUUGAUUUCUAUGAUGACGAUGUAAAGAGGGAGAGGAUUCCAGUAUUUUGUAUUGAUGUGGAGCGCAAUGACCGGAAGGCAGUCGGACAUGAGACUGAACACUGGUCUGUCUACAGGAGAUAUCUGGAGUUCUAUGUCCUAGAAUCAAAGCUCACUGAGUUUCAUGGCUCAUUUCCAGAUGCGCAAUUGCCCUCAAAGAGAAUAAUUGGUCCCAAGAAUUACGAAUUUCUGACAUCGAAGAGGGAGGAAUUUCAGGAGUAUCUUCAGAAACUCCUGCAGCACCCAGAGCUGAGCAACAGCCAGCUCCUGGCCGACUUCCUGUCUCCUCAUAGCAUGGAGUCUCAGUUCCUGGACAAGAUGUUACCUGACGUGAACCUCGGGAAAAUCAUUAAGUCUGUCCCCAGCAAACUGAUAAAGGAGAAAGGACAGCAUCUGGAACCUUUCAUCCAGUCCUUCUUCAAUUCCUGUGAAUCUCCCAAACCCAAACCCAGCCGCCCUGAGCUCACUAUCCUGAGCCCCACCUCAGAGAACGACAAAAAGCUCUUCAAUGACCUCUUCAAAAACAAUGCCAACCGAUCAGAGAUGACAGAGAAGAGACACAAUCAGAACUACUUCAUGGAAAUGAUCACUGUCGAAGGGGUUUAUGACUACUUAAUGUAUGUUGGACGCGUCAUCUUCCGUAUCCCUGAUUGGCUGCACCACCUGCUAAUGGGAGGCAGGAUCCUGUUCAAGAACACACUGGAGGCCUACACAGAUUAUUACCUUCAGUACAAACUCAACCAAGUGGUCCAGGAGCACCGGGUGGUGUCACUCAUCACCCUGCUUAGAGACUCAGUGUUCUGUGAAAGCAGCCCACCUCGCUCCGCCCAAGACAAGCAGAAGAGAGCCAAGAAGACGUUCGAGGAGAUGAUGAGCUAUAUUCCGGACUUUCUGGGGAAAUGUAUCGGAGAAGAGGCCAGAUAUGAAGGCGUGCGUCUCCUCUUCGAUGGACUACAGCAGCCAGUUCUCAACAAACAGCUGACGUAUGUGCUGCUGGAUAUUGUCAUUCAGGAACUUUUUCCAGAGCUAAACAAGCAGGUGCAGAAGGAGAUGUCUGUGAUGGCUCCGUGGAUGUAAAAUGAACACGGGCUGAACAUGAGCCAACAUGCUUGCCAGGCAUGAGCUCAUAUGACACUAAUCCAGAGACUUUUAUAACUGACAUGUACAGUAACUGUAUCUGGAUUCCUGCUACCGUAACAAGAGGAAAUACAGAUGGUUUCUCUUGGUCUGUCUCUCAGUAAUUUGUAAAAAAAAUUAAAAUAAAAUAAAGUAUAUACUAAAUAAUAAGUCAA